This is a messenger RNA of Aspergillus ibericus CBS 121593, 2529 nucleotides long. RefSeq names its product DNA-directed DNA polymerase eta. Lineage: Eukaryota; Fungi; Ascomycota; Eurotiomycetes; Eurotiales; Aspergillaceae. Gene Ontology annotation, molecular function: damaged DNA binding; DNA-directed DNA polymerase activity. The coding region runs from base 393 to 2405 and encodes 670 amino acids. Gene Ontology annotation, biological process: response to radiation; error-prone translesion synthesis. Gene Ontology annotation, cellular component: replication fork; nucleus; site of double-strand break. The record is from RefSeq and is a predicted model, not a curated record. The transcript has a single exon.
UUGGCUUAUAGCAAUACCUGGUGCUAGUAUUGGACUUGGGCUGAUCAAUAUGUGCCCUAGCUAGAUGAGAGAUUAGUAAAGUACAUCAGAGAGUAAAAAGCAUCGUGAAGUGAGGAGAAGACGCAUCAGAACACCCUCAGGGGUUGAUUAGAUUGACUCGAUCUUGAUGCACUGGAGGCGUUGGUGUUCGACGCCGCCCAAGAACCACUAACCCCUUUGGGCGAGAACCUCCCGAGUCAACGGAUCCAACCCCGGACGAUGGCUUCUCACUUUCUCAGCCCGACUUCUUCACAGAAGCAGGUGUUACAUCCAGGAUACGACAUCCCAUCUCCUAGUCAGUCCUCACUGGUCAUGUUAAACUCCGCAAUGACUAUAGCACUCUCGUUAUCAAUAUGCCAUGCUCUUCCCCGGAACCCCUCCCGUCGACUUUUUCGUCCGGCAAUUCCGUGAAGUCCGUGUCUCGCUACACCUACCGUCACCUACAGCUUCUCCGUCAGGUUUCCACUGCGACACCUCUUCGCGUGAUUGCGCACAUCGAUCUUGAUGCUUUCUAUGCACAAUGUGAGAUGGUACGGCUGGGGACACCCCGCACAGUGCCUCUCGCUGUACAACAAUGGGACUCACUCAUUGCGAUAAAUUAUCCUGCCCGAUCCUUUGGAAUAACGAGGAUGAUAUCGGCCGGAGAGGCCAAGAAGCUCUGUCCUGAGAUUGUUCUACAACACGUUGCAACGUUUCGAGAAGGGGAGGGUGGAGCGUGGGCAUACAGAGACGAUGCGUUCAAGAGAAUGAAUACCGACAAAGUGUGUCUGGAUCCGUACAGGGCCGAAUCGCGCAAGAUCUUGAAGGUGAUGAAGGAAGAAUUAUCGAGAUGGCAUAAGGUGUUAGCUGGUGAUGGAUUGGGAGCCAACUCUCAGUCUCCUAUGCAGCAGGCUGGUCUUGAGAAAGCCAGCGUCGACGAAGUCUUCAUUGAUCUGUCACCUCUCGUGCACGGUAUCCUUCUUCAGCGAUACCCCGAACUGCGCACCGAUCCCCAGGGCGAUGACCGAGUCAUACCACUGCCUACCCCACCUACAACUGCGUUGGAAUGGAAUACGGAAGACUGUCUGGUCGACCUAGAUGCGAAUGAGACAGAGGUCGACGAUCCCGACUGGGACGACAUCGCCAUGCUGAUAGGGUCCGAGAUCGUCCGAUCAGUCCGGACAGCUGUUUGGGACCAGCUCAGCUACACGUGCUCUGCGGGCGUUGCUAGAAACAAAAUGAUGGCAAAGCUGGGGAGCGCAUGCAACAAGCCAAACAAGCAGACUAUUGUACGGAAUCGUGCGGUACAGAACUUUCUCGGUGGUUAUAAGUUCACAAAGAUUAGGAUGCUUGGGGGUAAACUGGGAGAUCAGGUCACCGCGAUGUUUGGAACAGAGCAAGUGAGUGACCUUUUGAAGGUGUCCCUGGAGCAGUUUCGCGCCAAGUUGGACGACGAUACUGCUGCCUGGCUUUAUGGAAUCAUUCGAGGGGAGGACAAAAGUGAAGUGAACUCAAGGACGCAGAUCAAGUCGAUGCUUUCUGCAAAAUCUUUCAGACCCAGUAUCAACUCUGUUGAUCAGGCAGAUAAGUGGCUAAGAAUCUUUGCGGCUGAUAUUUAUGGCCGUCUGGUUGAGGAUGGCGUCCUUGAGCACAAGCGUCGCCCAAAAACAGUUGCCUUGCAUCAUCGACAAGGAGCUCAGGUUCGCUCCCGUCAACUUCCCAUUUCCGGUUCGUCACCAAUCGAUGAAGCGUUACUAUUUGAACUGGGGAAGACGCUGUUCCGUCAAGUAAUAACCGACGGACGUGCAUGGCCCUGUGCCAAUUUGUCUCUGAGCGUGGGCGGUUUCGAAGAUGGCGUGUCGAAAAACCGGGCGAUUGAUGGCUUUCUACUUCGAGGAGAGCAGGCGAAGAACAUGGGACAGUCCAAGAGGGAUUGGACGGCUGAAGAGCCAUUACAGGUUGAGCAACCUGAUGAGAAACGCAGGAAAUUCGAGGACAAUGGCAUUAAGCGGUUCUUCACCGGGCCUCCGAAGACUAACACUCAGCCUGAGUUGAACGAUGUUAAUGCAGAAGAAAUGAGCGAGAACGUCGACGAAUACUUGCACACAACGCCACAACCAGGUGAGCCCUCUCCCCAGCCAGCGGAACCGGUACACGGGCAUUAUACCUGCAGUCGCUGCGGGGGCGUGCUACCAGAGCACGAAAAGGCAGAACAUGAUGAUUGGCACUUUGCCAAAGACCUGGCGGAUGAAGAACGACAAGCAGCCAGUAUGCGACAGGCUCAAGGACCUGCACAUAACUCGGGGGCAUCUAGCCCACGUAAGAAGGCCAAUCGUAGCAAUCGAGGCAAGCCGGAAAAGGGACAGACCCGUCUCAGUUUUGGAUAGGCUCUUCAGCGAAUCUUGAGAUCUGGAUAAUACCAAGCGAGGCAGACUACGUAAUAGAGUGAUGGAAGCUUUGCCAUGAUUUCAGCUUUCGGCCAGUCGCAGAGAGCUUGACCAGUCGGAGCGA